Rhinolophus ferrumequinum (greater horseshoe bat) is the source of this 976-nucleotide messenger RNA. It is a transcript of the gene NAXE, whose product is annotated as NAD(P)HX epimerase. The record is from RefSeq and is a predicted model, not a curated record. NCBI's taxonomy places the organism in Eukaryota, Metazoa, Chordata, Mammalia, Chiroptera, Rhinolophidae. Gene Ontology annotation, molecular function: NAD(P)HX epimerase activity. Bases 56 to 922 code for a protein of 288 amino acids. The transcript has 6 exons. Gene Ontology annotation, cellular component: mitochondrion.
CGCCGCGCAUGCGCCGGGGCGGCCGGGCGGGCCGCGCGCGUUCCGCGAGAGUUGGAUGUCCCCGCUGCGGUCGCUCCUGGGGCUCGGGCUGCUGGUGGCGGGCUCGCGCCUGCCGUGCAUCAGAGCCCAGGCUGACGCCUGUCGCGCAGGCCCCACCUGGUGGGGACCCCGGCGGCUGAUGUCGGGUGGCCGCGGGGACGCAGAGGUCAUGGCGAGCGCGGCGGUGAGGUACCUGAGCCAGGAGGAGGCCCAGGCCGUGGACGAGGAGCUGUUCAACGAGUACCGGUUCAGCGUGGACCAGCUGAUGGAGCUGGCUGGGCUCAGCUGCGCCACCGCCAUCGCCAAGGCGUAUCCCCCCACGUCCAUGUCCAGGAGCCCCCCCACUGUCCUGGUCAUCUGCGGCCCCGGGAACAACGGAGGAGAUGGCCUGGUCUGUGCACGACAUCUCAGACUCUUCGGCUACCAGCCAACCAUCUAUUACCCCAAGAGGCCCAACAAGCCACUCUUCGCUGCACUGGUGACGCAGUGUCAGAAAAUGGACAUCCCUUUCCUCGCUGAAAUGCCCGCAGAGCCCGUGCUGAUUGAUGAGCUGUAUGACCUGGUGGUGGAUGCCAUCUUUGGCUUCAGCUUCAAGGGGGACGUUCGGGAGCCAUUCCGUAGCAUCCUGGGUGUCCUGAGUGGACUCACUGUGCCCAUCGCCAGCAUCGACAUUCCCUCAGGAUGGGAUGUGGAGAAAGGAAACCCUGGAGGGAUCCAGCCAGACUUGCUCAUCUCCCUGACUGCACCCAAAAAGUCUGCCACCCACUUUACCGGUCGCUACCACUACCUGGGGGGUCGUUUUGUGCCACCUGCUCUGGAGAAGAAGUACCAGCUGAACCUGCCACCGUACCCGGACACUGAGUGUGUGCACCGUCUGCAGUGAGGAGAGGCAGUGGGUGUUUUCCCCAAUAAAGCCUUGCUGCCCCCUCUCCCAGAA